UAAUAAAUUAACUUUGACAAUAGUGAGAUAAUGUAAGUAUUAACAUAUUUUUAAAAGGUUAUAAUCUAUAGCUUAAGUUUAUGAUUUUGAAAAAUGUGAUGAUUGCUGUCGUGUUCUCUUCGUUGAGUGCUUGGUGAAGUGUGAGAGGGUUGUUGAGGAUUUUGCGGGCUUCAGUGUAUUUGUGACAGUUAAUAACAAUGUGUUCUAUUGUUAUUGUCUCAUUGCAUGUGUUACAUAUUGGUGCUGGUUCUUUUGUGAUUUUAAUUCGGGUAAUGUUUACUUACUCUCUUCUCUUGAUGUUGGGAGGAUAUUUUAGUUUUUGGACGAACAGUUUUAUAUUUCUAAGUUUGUUGGAGAGAUGGAGGUUUGUAUGCCAGAAUUAUACCAUCGUGUUCAAUAAAAAUAUAUGAAAACAAAGCGAGUCCGUUAGAAAAUAAAAUAAAUUAAUAUGUGUGUAGCUAGUUUACCUCUAUUCGCGUAUCUAUGGAAAUAUAUUCAGCGAUAUUCAUAAUAUUGAUAUUAACUGUACUCGUUUAUUCAGCAGUAUUAUUUAAAAAAAAUCCUUGUUGAUUAAGUGUAAACGAACUUUAUUAUUUCUAUCGACUUGGACGGAAAACUAACAGAAUGUCCGCAGCUACAGCUAACGGUGAUUGCGAAUUGAUAGACGUGAAGGCCGUGUUGACGAAAUCGUUGAGCGAAUCAUGGAUAGACUAUCGGCGCAGACUGGUCAAUCGCGUCAACGGUUUGUUUUACCACGAAAAGUGGAAUUUUUUACUGGUUUUUACGAUCGUUAUCCUAUCGGCGUUUCUUUACCUGGUGGUCUACCACGGAUGGUUCUCUAGCGCGUUAGUGGGAUUCGUGUAUCCGGCGUACGCUAUGAUCGCGAGAGAACUGAGGCCGNGUUUGUUUUACCACGAAAAGCAGAAUUUUUUAUUGGUUUUUACGAUCGUUAUCCUAUCGGCGUUUCUUUACCUGGUGGUCUACCACGGAUGGAUCACCAGCGCGUUAGUGGGAUUUGUGUAUCCGGCGUACGCUAUGAUCGCGAGAGAACUGAGGCCGCGGACGACCGUGAUGACCGAAAAGGGUGAUACUGUGACCGCAAAAACCAAAUGGCAGGUUUAUUGGACGGUCUUCGCAAUGGUUUUGAUUUUGGAAAGUCCAGUAAGCGCAUUUUUGAAUGCGAUUAAGCCGUUUUAUUAUUUGUUACGAAUGGUAUUUUUCGUAUGGUGCUUUGCACCGAUCGAAAACAACGGCACGGAAUUCGUGUACGGUUUCGUUGUAUGGCUGCUGAUGUGUUAUAAUCGUUUCGUGAAAGAUGCACCGUCAAACCACGUAGACCAAUAA
Cinara cedri is the source of this 1344-nucleotide messenger RNA. The record is from the annotation of a GenBank genome assembly. Lineage: Eukaryota; Metazoa; Arthropoda; Insecta; Hemiptera; Aphididae.